AUGGCCUCAGUACCAGAGCCUACGCCGGCCGAAUCAGAAACCAACCUCGUGGAACCAAAAGCCUCUGUCACCGAGGGUAACCGAGCAGCCUUCGACGCCAAUCUCCAUUUCCCAGCUCUUGUCAAGGAGACAAGGGCCAAGCCAGAGCGCCAACAGGCUCUCUCCUCUCCUUCACGAACACCGAGGGCAAACGAGAAGACGAGCAAGCCUAUGGUCCCCGUUCGUUCACCAAAGCCGAAGGAUGACCACACCUGGUUCAACGAGUCGUCCCACGAGUUGGAGAAUGGCUUUCAGGCACCCACUCCUAGGGUGAUUUCCCGCAAAUCCCCGCCGUCUCUACAUCCCAAGCCCCGUGUCACACUGGCCCAGGAAACCACUUUCCACGCUUUUCAUCAGCGUCAAGCGUUUGGGAUCCCGCCUUCGAACUCGGACGAGAUUUACAAUGGCCAGUCGUCGAAGCGCUGGUCCGAAGGUAGCAGCCAGCGAUCGUCUGUGUCGAGCAACACAUGGCAGUGGGAUGACGAUGCACCGCUUGACUCAAGGAAUGAGGAGAGCAGUCUCAGUGUGGGGGCUGAAAGCAUGUUGAGAUCUUUGAGCAAUGACUCGAAAGAUCGUGAAACAGAGACUUUCAAGCAAUCCUCUGCCCACCAAGAGGUCCCGCGUUUCAGCGUGGUUUCCGCAACGUCGACCGGAUCCUCCAUGUAUGACGACCACCAUCUGACAGACUCCUCAGACAGCGAGUUCGAGGAUGCGCGACAGGAUUACUGUUUCGGCGAUGGAAGCCUCCAGAGCCCAGGGGAGCGCCGCCAGCACCAUCAUCGACAAAACGAACACCAGCAUAGUGUUCGUCUGGUCUCGAAACGACCGGAGCCUGCGAACGCCAAUCGGAGAGAGGUCAUCUUACAAGAGUUUAUGGAGAGUGAAGAAACUUUCUUGGACAACGCGCAGUACUGCAUCGACAACUUUAUUCUCCCCAUCCGCACGCAGGAUCGGAGGUCAUGGAUUGGGGGUGUCCCGGCAGACAUCAGCCGGCUUUUGGAUUGGUACGAAGAUAUUGUCAACCUCCACAUGUGUAUCCUCCAAACACUCGAAUCUUCGAUGUCGACACAAGGACCUGGCUCGUCAACGAUCAAUGGGCUCCCUGGAUAUCUGAAAGACUUUGUUCCCAGGUUGCAUGUUUACCAGCCCUACCUGGUGAGGUUAGCCGAUGUUCUGGAGGAGGUGGCGAAGCUGGCAUCAAACACGGAUAGUGACUUUGGCGAGUUCAUUAGGAUGCAGGAGCGGAUUUUGAAACCGAAGGGAUGGACCUUCGAGGGUCUCUUGAUGGAGCCUGUUCAUCGGCUUGCUGCCUACCAGGACAUGUUCACGGAUCUGUUGGACCACACUCCGCAAAGUCAUCCCGAAUUCCUGGCAUCCUACACUCUGGCGAAAUCCGUUGACACUGUCAUGAAAGUCCUCACUGAGGUCAAACUGCGCGAGAACGAGUAUAAACUGAUCCAGACCCUGGCCUCUCAGAUAUCUGAUUCCGCUGUCGGAGAUUCCUUGGCGACUCGGGAAAGACGACUGCUAUACUCUGGAACUGUCAGACUAAUCUCUCAUGCCUUGCCACCUCCAGUCACACCUAGUGGACUGUCUUCCCCGCAACUUUCUAGAGUCGGGAAACCAACCAACCGAUUGGUCGAGGCCAUCAGCGUUUGGGAACGUUCUCCGAAGCGGUCUGAUUCGGUCAAAUCGACGUCCUCGUCCAUUACUGCAUCGAUGAAGUCUUUCAAUACUGCCAGCUCUGGGAGCGCAUCAAUUAACCUUGACGGUGCAUCGAGACUUCCGAAGCUGAAGGACAUGUUCAAACGGAAACCUAGUCGGACUGGCCUGUCAAACUCUUCCGUGGACUCAUCGAGCGCUCACCCAACUACCAUCAUCCCACCUGACCAUGUCCAAGCCUUUGUGUUCUCUGAUCUUCUUCUGCUCAUCACGCCUCGACAAUCCAGCGCAUCCCAAUACGAUCUUGUUCCCGGAGUUGGACUCUCCAGGAUUUUCUCCGUUUCUCAGACCUCGGUCGAUAAUCCACAAGGUCAGUGGCCAAGUCAUGCGCCGAAUGCCGCAAAACCCACCACCACCAACUCCCGUACAGAGUUUACAUUGCAACUCAUACCCACCCCACGAGCUGUCAACACCAAUGGAGCUGCUUCCAUCCCCGCUUCCACUCCUCUCACCUCCGCAGUGGUCGAAAUCGUCCUUAAAUCCGAUUCUCAGGAAGGCAGUGGUGAACGUACACCAGCAUCGGCGGAACUAGUAGAGUCCUUUUCAAAAGCCUUGGAACAAAGUACGCGACAUACGCAGCGGCUACUCUCGUUCUCCGGGUUCCAGGACGCCGCCAACUUUCGAUCUGAUUCUUCCAAGGACACCUGGUUGACUGUUUCUUCGUUGAUGGCGUCUGGGUUGCCUAUGCCCAAGAGCCCCUCUGGCGAACUCCCGGAUCUCAAGUAUGGGCAGGAAGACGAAGAAGCGAAGAAGAUGGAGAGAGAAGAACGGGGGUGGUGGACGCUUCGAUAUCAGCAGGUUCUCGGGGAGAUGCAUCGGCAAUGUGUGUUUACGGCUUCUACGACGACUACGACGACUACUGGGAGAUGAGAACAGACUUCUUUUCGUUUAUUUCGACGAUGACAGUACUACUAGUAGGGUAUAUUACAAACAACAACAGUUGUCUAAUUUUUGUGUCAAGUUCGAUGUCCACCUUUUGAAACAACAACAACAGCGGUACAGCAAAUAAC
Molecule: messenger RNA, 2771 nt
Organism: Coprinopsis cinerea okayama7#130
Lineage: Eukaryota; Fungi; Basidiomycota; Agaricomycetes; Agaricales; Psathyrellaceae
Exons: 4
Coding region: 1-2631 (876 amino acids)
Molecular function (GO): guanyl-nucleotide exchange factor activity
Source: RefSeq, a predicted model, not a curated record